AUGCGAUUGGGAACUUCCGCCAAGUUCGCGCUAUUGUGGCCACCAUACGAAGCAGGAAGGGAAAUGCCGAGCGAUCAUUGGGCGACCCCGAAGGAAGUGCCUUGCGAAGGCAAUAAGGUCGAUAAAGAACCUUGCUAUCGUCGCGUCACGAUUCCUGAUUACCCGUACUGCAUGGUGCAGCACGAUUCGCGCGUUAUCUACUGCGAUCCUAAAGAAUUCCGACAGGCAAACCUUCGAGACCGAAUGUUCGAACUGAUCAGGACGCGUGACGGUGAUCGUGAUCCGUAUAACGCAGGUCAGAUGAUAAUGGACUCUGCGGCGUUUCACUUGGAGCACAUUGGAGAGGCUCAAAUCGCUGCCUUCAUGUGCCAACUCAAGAUAUUUCAAGACACCGAAGAGCGAGACGACAUCGUGGAGUUUUAUCGCGAUGAAGUCGUGAAUGCGAUGCCCAACUUGUGUAUAACUUCGAAAGACACAAACAAGAAGAAGGGUAAGGCAACGACGAAUGCGUUGGGAGAAAUGAUGAUCUACUCGCUGAAAACGUAUGAUCAACCGGAUGUGCGCGCUCUCGACGACAUUUGCGCUACCGCGUUCAACGUUCCGAUCGUGAAAUCAUUCAACGAUCAUCUGUGCGGAGAGAAAUUGAGUCGUAAGUCUACUAAAGCGAUCCGUCGCGAAACGGGGCAAGCGCUCCAACGGUGGAAAAACGCAUUUCUCGAUCAUGGGGAAACUCCGAUUUACGAGGAGUUUGGGCGGCAGACGCAAAUGGUGUACACGGCCUUUGACCUUCACGUCGUUGAUUGA
Molecule: messenger RNA, 804 nt
Organism: Phytophthora nicotianae INRA-310
Lineage: Eukaryota; Oomycota; Peronosporomycetes; Peronosporales; Peronosporaceae
Exons: 2
Coding region: 1-804 (267 amino acids)
Source: RefSeq, a predicted model, not a curated record